CCGUUGCAGUCCGGCGCGACACUCGGUGGCCGCGCUCGCUCCCCUCAGGACCCCAUGCAGGCCCCGCCCCGACUCGUCUCUCACAGACUCUCGCGAGGUUUGAGGCCGCAGGGCCGGCCCGGGAGGCUGCAAUAUGGCGGAGGCGGAAGGGGAGACCCUGGAGUCCUGGCUGAAUAAAGCCACCAAUCCUUCUAACCGCCAGGAGGACUGGGAAUACAUAAUUGGCUUCUGUGAUCAGAUCAACAAAGAGCUUGAAGGGCCACAGAUCGCAGUCCGACUGCUGGCCCACAAGAUCCAGUCUCCGCAGGAAUGGGAGGCGGUCCAGGCCCUGACGGUGCUGGAAGCAUGUAUGAAGAACUGUGGGAGGAGAUUUCAUAACGAAGUAGGGAAGUUCCGUUUUUUGAAUGAGUUAAUCAAAGUCGUCUCUCCAAAGUACUUCGGGGACAGGGUGUCUGAAAAAGUGAAGACCAAGGUUAUCGAGCUGCUUUAUAGCUGGACGAUGGCCCUGCCGGAAGAAGCAAAGAUCAAAGAUGCCUACCAUAUGUUGAAGAGGCAGGGCAUAGUGCAGUCUGACCCGCUGAUCCCUGUGGACCCAACGCUGAUCCCCUCUCCACCACCUCGUCCCAAAAACCCCGUUUUUGAUGAUGAGGAGAAAUCCAAGCUUUUAGCCAAGCUGCUGAAAAGCAAAAACCCAGAUGACCUGCAAGAGGCCAACAAGCUCAUCAAGUCCAUGGUGAAGGAAGAUGAGGCGCGGAUCCAGAAAGUGACCAAGCGUCUGCACACUUUAGAGGAGGUUAACAACAACGUGAAACUGCUCAACGAGAUGCUGCUGCACUACAGCCAGGAGGACUCCUCGGAGGGGGACCGAGAGCUCAUGAAGGAGCUCUUUGAUCGGUGUGAGAAUAAGAGGCGGACGUUAUUUAAACUGGCCAGUGAGACAGAGGACAAUGACAACAGUUUGGGGGACAUCCUACAGGCCAGUGACAACCUCUCCCGGGUCAUCAACUCUUAUAAAACCAUUAUUGAAGGGCAGGUCGUCAAUGGUGAGGUGGCCACCUCACCCAUGCCUGACUCUGAAGGAAACCACCUCUCCAGUAACCCAGGCGCUCUCAUUGACCUUGCUGAGUUGGAUGCACCCAACAGUUCGUCCCCAGUGUUGGUGCCAGCAUCUGCCCCACCCUCCUCAGGCAUCCCUGUCCUCCCCCCACCCCCCCACACCUCUGGCCCUCCACGCAGCUGCUCAUCCAGCCAGGCCGAGGCCCCCCCAGGGCCCAACUGCACAAGCAACACUCUCUCCUUGCUGGACGAGGAGCUGCUCUGCUUGGGCCUCACUGACCCAGCCCCUAGUGCUCUUCCCAAAGAUUCAGCUGCCAAUAGCCAGUGGCACCUGUUCCAGAGUGAACAGGCCGACCUGGACUUCUUCCCCAAGCCGGGGACUGCUGCCAGCUGCUCCUCAGCCCCCACCUCGAGCAACUCCCAAGCUCCCCUGCCGCCUCCCUUUCCAGCUUCUGUGGUCCCUGCCAGCAUUCCUGCCCCUUGUGUGGGCUCCUUAUCGUUCUCAACAGGACUGGCCUCAGCUGUGGCCCCAGAAGCUGGGCCUGCAGCCCCUGGGUACCAUGGCUCAGCAUUGGGUGGCAGCACCUUGCACCAUCUGGAUGCCCUCGAUCAGCUUCUGGAGGAGGCCAAAGUGACCUCGGGCUUGGUGAAACCUGCCUCCUCCCACUUCUCCCCUGGGGCUACUGCCCCCCCUCUGAUCCCCACCACCACCAUCCCGUCCAGGCCUCUCCUGCCCUUCUCCACGGGGCCCAGCAGCCCUCUCUUCCAGCCACCGGCCUUCCAGUCCCAGGGCAGCCCCAUGAAGGGGCCCGAGCUCUCCCUGGCCAGUGUCCACGUGCCCCUGGAAUCAAUCAAGCCUAGCAGUGCCCUCCCUGUGACAGCCUAUGAUAGACACGGCUUCCGCGUCCUCUUCCACUUUGCCAAGGAGUGUCCACCAGGACGGCCUGAUGUGCUGGUGGUCGUCGUGUCCAUGCUCAAUACGGCCCCCCUGCCUGUCAAGAGCAUUGUGCUGCAGGCCGCAGUGCCCAAGUCAAUGAAAGUGAAAUUGCAGCCACCCUCUGGGACAGAUCUCUCUCCAUUCAGCCCCAUCCAGCCACCUGCAGCCAUCACUCAGGUCAUGCUGCUGGCCAAUCCACUGAAGGAGAAGGUGCGGCUUCGGUAUAGGCUGACCUUCACCCUGGGGGAGCAGCUGAGCACAGAGGUGGGCGAGGUGGACCAGUUCCCUCCUGUGGAGCAGUGGGGGAACCUAUGACCUCAAAGGACGCUGUGAUCUCCAUUUUGAAGCCCCGAGAGAGGGAGUUCCGGUCAGCGCUCCACGUCCUGAUGUGGAACAGGGGCCCUGGGCAUUUCUGCUGGGAGCCAAGCUGCUGCUGUGAGAUAAUCUCCUUCAACCCCUAAAAGGACCUGUUUUUAUCUACCUGUGUGACUUGAAGUGGCCAUACACCGUCAGGGUGGGGAGGAGUGGCCCCUGACUUCACUACUGUUCUGGGAACUCGGGCCCAAGGCUUGGGGUAGGUUUUUCCCUUUCCUUAAUGGCAUUCCCUGAUGCCCCAGGGGGGUGGUCUCUAAAGAGAGAUUAUCUGCCCCCUCAAGGACCAAGUCCUCACAUCCACCCACGGCACGGCUUGGAGGCCUCUGUGCUUCCCCUGCUGGCAGGUUCCUGCUGCCACCUCCAGUGAUGGGGGCAAACCCAGUGGCCCAGUUGUUAUCUGCAGAUUCGCCAACCCUGCCUUCUGUGGGCAGCCGCAUCCUGGAAUGACCACUGAAUGAUGAGUUGUGCACUUGUCCCUGUGGAUGGCAGGCUGUGUCCUAUGGACAUAGCAGGACAUGGGACUCAUCCUAGUAGAAACAGAAUGUGGUCUCAUGACAACUUGAACUAGGGAUGGGAAAGAAAAUGAA
Messenger RNA from Galeopterus variegatus (Sunda flying lemur), 2955 nucleotides. It is a transcript of the gene GGA3, whose product is annotated as golgi-associated, gamma adaptin ear containing, ARF binding protein 3. Gene Ontology annotation, biological process: intracellular protein transport; vesicle-mediated transport. The coding region runs from base 134 to 2308 and encodes 724 amino acids. Gene Ontology annotation, cellular component: trans-Golgi network. Lineage: Eukaryota; Metazoa; Chordata; Mammalia; Dermoptera; Cynocephalidae. Gene Ontology annotation, molecular function: phosphatidylinositol binding; small GTPase binding; ubiquitin binding. The transcript is spliced from 17 exons. The record is from RefSeq and is a predicted model, not a curated record.